Molecule: messenger RNA, 950 nt
Organism: Eleginops maclovinus (Patagonian blennie)
Lineage: Eukaryota; Metazoa; Chordata; Actinopteri; Perciformes; Eleginopidae
Exons: 5
Coding region: 344-787 (147 amino acids)
Cellular component (GO): cytoplasm; vesicle
Molecular function (GO): cysteine-type endopeptidase inhibitor activity
Source: RefSeq, a predicted model, not a curated record
ACACAGCUGACUCCUAUUGACUGUGCCCGGUCUAUCUCACACACACCAAAGCCGCUGAUGGUUGUUAAAUCCCUACAUGACGUCAUUGCCAGGCAGAUGGUGGGUGUGGUCUUCACCGGCUUGUUAAACAUAUCGCAGCUUAAAUGCUGAACAGCCGCUACCAUUCCCUGACGACAACACUCCCUAUUUCUCUCAGUCUGGCUCAUUGUUCCUCCAGCAUUCACUAGGACAUCUGCGAGUAUCCAGCUCACCUGGAGCCUUUUUGUGGAACUUCCACCAGUUUUCCCUUGCGAGGAGCCCAGCACACUUGGUUGUGUGUGUGUUUUUUUUUUAUUUAAAGAAGAUGUCGUUCCCGUUGGCUGUGUUCAUAUGUCUGUCAGCUCUCCAUCUGUGUCUGGGAGAUGUGCCUGUGGAUGAAGCCGUCACAACUAAAAAAGUGCCUCUCCUUGGCGGCUGGUUUGAAAGGAAUCCUGAGUCCGAUGAGGUUAAGUAUGCAACUGAACACGCUUUGACCGUGUUCAACUCAAAAGUUGCGAAAAAGAAGCUGUUCAAAGUAGACUCCAUCUCCGCCGCUCAGUCUCAGGUGACCAAUGUGAUCAACUUUAAGAUUGAUGCAGUCCUGGUAAAAACCAAGUGCGCGAAGUCUGAAAACCACGACUUGAAGAACUGCAGUGUGGCAAAAAAGCGUCUGAAGUGCCACUUUGUGGUGACAUUCAACCCCCGCAACAACAAACAUGACCUGCAGUCACACAAGUGCAGCAAAGUUAAGCCUAAGGAACAGGCUUAACAGGAUUUUUUAAAUAGUUGGGUUCUUUGUAGCUUUGACUACCUUGUUGUAUUUUGAUACAAUGUUGACUAUUUUUCUGAAUAACUGUUGAUUAAAGCGCUCGAUGUGGGUCCAUGUAGAGUAACAAUGACACAUCAGUCUCAAUAAAACUAGUUUGUAAGAC